AACGUGUGAUGUCUUUUACAUAUCAUUGUAAAUUGUGAAUUAGGUUUAUGAUAUAGUAUCUAACGAGAGUCUCGCUCGAGACGGUUCGCUUUCCUUUAAAUCAAAUUGUUAUAAGUUACAACCCAUUACCAUUACCGGCAUAACGGCAUUACGAUACCUCCUUAAUACCUCCCCUUAGUCAAUUUUUAUCUGUUGAAAUUUUGCGAUGUAAAAUCAUUAAAUGCGUUUUACUAAAGCUUUUGCUUUUGAUUUAAAUUCAUUUUAAUUUAAAUUAAGUGUACAUGUUGUCAAUAGUUUCGAAUACCUCUGCGACCAUAUAUAAUUGAGUGUAUGAAGUUUUCUUUGUUUAACGGUGUAAUUCUGUUACACAUUUCUCAAAAUAGGUAUUGAUUGUUUUUCUUAGAAGUUCAGUAAUAAAGAAAAAUCGGUAAUGUUUUACAAUUAAAAGGAACAAUACCGCUGGAAAUUUGUGUUGCUAUCCGAUACUGCGUAAAUUGCGGAAUGAAUCUUGACAAUUCAUCAAGAGAGAAUUCGGAAGCAUUAGAUAGCAUAGGUACUGUAAGCCCAAGAGAAAAAUAUCACGGAAUGAGGGAGAAAAAAUUGUCAGCUGCUUCAUUAACAAACACGGAGGGUGCUCGGCCUAAGGUAGUCACAGUAAAACAUCCUGAAUCAAACAAGCCUAAACCUACAGCUAGGAAAAAUAAACCUAUACAGGCAGAUCUAGAUGUUAUUAAGGAAUUCAUUAGAUGUCGGGACGAAGGCGUAAAGCGGCUUGAUUUGAGCAAAUCUUCAAUAACGUCUUUGCCACCUAAUGUAAGAGAUUUGACACAUCUAGUUGAAUUUUAUUUAUAUGGAAACAAGUUAGUAGCCCUUCCUGCAGAAUUUGGCUGUUUAACUAAUCUUCAGACAUUAGCUUUGAACGAGAACUCUUUAACAAGCUUACCUGAUUCAUUAGCUAAUUUGAGAUGCCUAAAGGUAUUGGAUUUGCGACACAAUAAGCUAAGUGAUAUACCUGAAGUGGUCUAUAAAUUAACAUCAUUAACUACUCUAUUUUUGAGAUUCAAUCGAAUAAGAGUAGUCGGAGAUGGCAUUGCCAAUCUUACAAGUCUCACAAUGUUGAGUUUAAGAGAGAAUAAGAUUAAAGAAUUGUCCUCAGGAAUUGGGAAACUGGUAAACUUGGUUACUUUUGAUGUUUCUCAUAACCAUUUAGAACAUUUACCACAGGAAAUAGGUAAUUGUGUUAAUUUGUCUACAUUAGACCUUCAGCAUAAUGAGUUGUUGGACAUUCCUGAGACAAUUGGAAACUUACAGGCUUUGAAUCGCAUAGGUCUCCGAUAUAACAGGCUCAAUGCUAUACCGGCUUCACUGAGCAAUUGCAAACACAUGGAUGAAUUUAAUGUAGAAGGAAACUCAAUAUCACAACUACCUGAAGGUCUUUUAUGCAGUUUGACUGAGCUCACUAGUCUCACAUUAUCACGGAAUUCAUUCAUGAGUUAUCCAAGUGGAGGUCCUGCACAGUUUACUAGUGUUUCUUCUAUUAAUCUUGAGCACAACCAGAUAGACAAAAUACCUUACGGUAUUUUUUCAAGAGCAAAAAAUCUAACCAAGUUAAACAUGAAAGAGAAUUUACUUUCCUCUCUACCUCUUGAUAUUGGAACUUGGGUAAAUAUGGUCGAGCUAAAUUUGGGUACAAACCAAUUGGUUAAACUACCCGAUGAUAUUCAAAGUCUUGUGAAUUUAGAAGUGUUGAUUCUAUCAAACAACUUACUGAAGAGGAUUCCACCUAGUAUUGGAAACUUGAGGAAACUUCGAGUAUUGGAUUUGGAAGAAAAUAAGUUAGAAGUUCUUCCUAAUGAAAUUGGAUUUCUACAGGAAUUAAAGAAGUUGGUAGUACAAUCUAAUCAACUGAUAUCAUUACCCCGCUCCAUUGGCCAUUUGGUUAAUUUAACAUAUUUAAGUGUAGGUGAAAAUAACUUGCAAUAUUUGCCAGAAGAAAUUGGUACACUUGAAAACCUUGAGUCAUUAUAUCUUAAUGACAACCCGAAUUUAUGUAAUCUUCCAUUUGAGUUAGCAUUAUGUGUUAGCUUGCAAAUUAUGAGCAUUGAAAAUUGCCCAUUGACAUCACUACCUCCCGAGGUUGUGUCUUCAGGGCCAUCUUUGGUUAUCCAAUACCUAAAAUCACAAGGACCCUACAGAGCUAUGUGAUAUGAGGUUGAAGAUUAUCAGCCUGCUAUAUCAGGAAAUGAUAAUAUUUAAAUGGAAUACAAGUGUGUACACAUUAAAUGGUUUUAAAUAAUUUUCUUUACCAAAAUUGAGAAUAUUAUACUUGAACUUAACAUUUUAUUAAAAAAUUGCUAAAUUUAAAAUGAGGUUAAUCCUUAUUUGAUGUCUCUCUAAAACACUCAAAACAAAACUCAUUUAAUCUGAUGUGACUUUCUUAUAUAAAAAAAGAAAAUAAUUUAUGAGAUAAUUUUUAGCAUCUAUAAAGCCUAUGUUACUGUAAUUAUUGCUGUAUAUAAUGUAUAUGCACAAACUGUAGGCUAGUAUAUCUAUCUAUAAUCUUCUAUGAAAAAAAUAGCAUUUUUGCAAUAUAAGCUGUAUCAGUCGAAUGAUAUCAUGUAGAAGCCAAAAUACAGAUGACAUACAAAUAGUAUGCUAAUUAUAUUUUCAUACGUCUUUAAUAAGCUUGUUAUUUUGAUAUUUGUAAAAUAUCUGAUGCUUUGUAAUACUGUUUAUAAUAAACUGUUUAUUGAUUAUAAAUAUGUUACGAGUCUUGUAGUUAAAAGUUUCAUGGCUCUCUUGAGUGGUCUAAACACUUUUAAAAGUAUAAAAGUUAAUGUUGUAGGUAUUUUAUAAUGAAAACAAAAAAAAAAUUGUUCUAAACAAGUUUACUGUAUGUGUUUUCCUAAAUGUUUCUAGGACUAUUCUGCUAAAAUUAAUUGUAUUCAAUAUUUUCUACUUCAUAAUAAGAACUUUAAUGCCAAUGUUUGUAAUUUCAAGUUGUAUGGAUCUCAAUGUUGGUCAGUAUUCAACAUCUCUUCUUUAGUAUUAUUAAUCUUAUAAUAUAUAUUUUGUGAACUCUAUAUGAAUGUUUUAUAUUGCAAUACAAACGUUGUAUGCAAUAUUAUUAAAAGUAAUUCAGUUUCAAAGCCCAUUAAUGCCUAUUUGUUUAAUAGGCAAUAUAGGAUUAUAUUUAUAAUUAUUUUUAGUGAUAAUCAAAUAACUUGAUGUUUAAAUUAGAUCUUAGAUAUGUGUUAUUUAUCAAUGUUGUCCUGAAAUGUUGCAUUUAACUGUUCUUUGAAAUAUUCAUAAUUUGACAUUAUAUAAUUUAAGUAAACCACCAAAAUUUUCUACUUAUUCUUAUGUUUUGUGUAAAUAAUAGGAAAAUGUUGACGUAAAAAUGAAAUAAUGGGACUAGUCAUUUUAAUCACUUUUGUUGUGAUGCAGGUUCCUCUGCCCACCUCAAAUUUAAAACAUGUAAUUUGAUACAAAAUAAGUCAUCAUAUUUUACAUAUAAUGCUUAUUGUCUUCUUUAUAAAAGGAAUACAGAUUACACAAAGCAUAAUCAGUAUGACACAAUAAACAUGACAAAUUGUAUCAUUUAGUGCUGUAUUAGAAUACAGUCUUCCAACUACUUUAUUUUUCAAAACCAAUCAUCAAAGUUGACUAUUUUAUAUAACUAAAAUAACUUGUUAAUGAUGAAGCUGUUUGUCAAACUUUGAGUGUUUGAUCAAUCAUUUGAUAGAAUGUAGGUGUGUUUGACGAGUUGCUCAAGUAAUCUUACAUGUUUGAUAAUAAAUUCUAAUUCAUAUAUGUAUAUGUUGGACAACAACAUUGAAAGAGUUCCUAUUCUUGUUGUUUGUCAUACAAUAUCUAGUCAAAGUAACAUCAUGACGGCAUCGGAAACAAAAACCCCAAACGAGACAUAUAUCUGUUUGAUUAGUAUGUUUGUUGAUAAAAAAUAAAGUUUGGCAAACAUUUUUUUAGUUUGAUAAUUUACAGGAUCCUUAAACAGUCAGAAUGAACCAGUGAAUUGAAGAGAUAAAAAUGCAAGUUAAAAAAUUUGUUCAAAUACAAACUAUAAGUUUGUUGUUAUAUAGAUAGUAUACAUUCUUUCAUUUGUAUAAUGUAUUUAAAAGCUGGUUUAUGAUGAGGAUAAAAACAGUAGUGAUAAAUGAAGUAGCAUUUAAGUCUGCCACUGCAUGGAGAUUUUCAUUAUAAAGUUUAUCUAGAUGUUAGAAAUUAAAUUGGCAUUUAUUGUUAUUUGAAUUAUAAAAAUAGAAUGUUUUAAAUGUCGACAUAAAAAGUGCGAAAUAUUGAUAUAAUUUAUGUGAAUUACUUGGUGUUAAAUCAACAAUAUCUUAAUCCCAUGUGUAUUAAUAUGUUUUAAUGAAAUAUUGUGGUAUAUGAAAUAAAUGACAUAAUCAAU
Molecule: messenger RNA, 4429 nt
Organism: Melitaea cinxia (Glanville fritillary)
Lineage: Eukaryota; Metazoa; Arthropoda; Insecta; Lepidoptera; Nymphalidae
Gene: Sur-8
Product: leucine-rich repeat protein soc-2 homolog
Exons: 1
Coding region: 502-2205 (567 amino acids)
Molecular function (GO): protein binding
Source: RefSeq, a predicted model, not a curated record